This is a messenger RNA of Apis cerana (Asiatic honeybee), 7149 nucleotides long. RefSeq names its product ATP-dependent RNA helicase me31b (gene me31B). Gene Ontology annotation, molecular function: nucleic acid binding; RNA helicase activity; ATP binding. Lineage: Eukaryota; Metazoa; Arthropoda; Insecta; Hymenoptera; Apidae. The record is from RefSeq and is a predicted model, not a curated record.
CUGAUCUGAGUGUUUUUAAUCUUUCAUGGCGCAUGUCGUGUACGUUCAACGAAGAAUAAUUAUCGCUCGCAUUUGACGCAGUGCGUUAGUCUCAUAUUACAAACGGAAAAGAACGUAAUAUAGUGCCGCGUAUUACGCGAUACGCUUUCCGAGCAAGUAAUCCGUGUUAGUGCUCCGUAAAAAAGAACGCGGCGGUUAAGCACUGCAAAGAAAACUUGACAUUGGAACGGCCAUUUUGGCGUGUUGUUUCCUAAUCGAGUGCUCAGCUCAGCAUCGAUAUCCAUCCAUUUCAAGGAAAUAGAUAAUAUUUCAUCAUUUUCAAAAUGAUGACAGAAACACAUAUAAAUUCCAAUCAUGUCCUAAAUUCUGGUUUGAAUACUAAAUCAGAAAUCGACAAAAUGGACGAUGUGGGUUGGAAAGCUAAAUUAAAAAUUCCACCAAAGGACAAACGAAUUAAAACUAGUGAUGUUACUGAUACUCGUGGCAAUGAAUUUGAGGAAUUUUGCCUAAAACGAGAAUUAUUAAUGGGCAUCUUUGAAAAAGGCUGGGAAAAGCCUUCCCCAAUUCAAGAAGCCAGUAUUCCCAUUGCAUUAUCUGGUAAAGAUAUCUUGGCCCGUGCAAAAAAUGGAACUGGUAAAACUGGGGCCUAUUCAAUUCCAGUGCUAGAACAGGUUGAUCCACGAAAAGAUGUGAUUCAGGCACUAGUACUUGUACCUACUAGAGAGUUAGCUCUUCAAACAUCACAAAUCUGCAUUGAACUGGCAAAACAUAUGGAAAUAAAAGUAAUGGUAACUACUGGAGGAACAGACUUACGGGAUGAUAUUAUGAGGAUUUACCAGUCAGUGCAAGUAAUAAUAGCAACCCCAGGAAGAAUUCUCGAUCUUAUGGAUAAGAAUGUUGCAAAUAUGGAUCAUUGUAAAACUCUAGUUUUGGAUGAAGCAGAUAAACUUCUGUCACAAGAUUUUAAAGGAAUGUUAGAUCAUGUCAUUUCGAGAUUACCACACGAACGUCAGAUACUGCUGUAUUCAGCCACAUUUCCCCUGACAGUGAAACAAUUCAUGGAAAAACAUUUAAGAGAUCCAUAUGAGAUUAAUUUAAUGGAAGAACUCACAUUGAAAGGUGUAACACAAUAUUAUGCCUUUGUACAAGAACGACAAAAAGUUCAUUGUCUUAACACACUGUUUUCCAAGUUACAAAUAACACAAAGUAUAAUAUUCUGCAAUUCAACACAACGUGUUGAGUUACUUGCAAAGAAAAUAACAGAUCUUGGAUAUUGCUGUUAUUACAUACACGCGAAAAUGGCGCAGGCACACCGAAAUCGCGUGUUUCAUGAUUUCCGAGCAGGACUUUGCAGAAACUUGGUGAGCAGUGAUCUGUUUACUCGUGGUAUUGAUGUUCAAGCCGUGAACGUCGUAAUCAAUUUUGACUUUCCAAAAAUGGCAGAGACAUACCUUCAUCGUAUCGGCCGAUCAGGACGAUUCGGUCACUUAGGUAUAGCAAUUAACCUAAUCACAUACGAGGACCGUUUUAACUUACAUCGUAUCGAACAAGAACUUGGAACAGAAAUUAAACCUAUUCCAAAGGUAAUAGAUCCAAGUUUGUAUGUAGCAAGACCAGAAGACAAUAAUAGCAUGGAAGAGGGUAACGUGUCUAAGUAGUUUCGAUACAUCGUCACGAUGUUUUACAUGCGCUCAAAGAGUUUAAAGUGUUAAAUGGUGAUUGUGUGACUCGUACAUGUAAGGCAUACAUUGCUAUGCUUUGAACUCACAGAGUGAAACGUUAUCUCAGUUUGAAAAGUAUUGUCUGGGGUGUUUAACAGUGUAUAAAGACAAAACAGUGCUAUGAACAUUUAGAUAAAAAAAAAAAAAGUGGUCUAUAUAGAAAAAAAUUGAAAAUUUCAAUCAACAUCAUAGUAAAACAGCGAAAAUAUGAAUUACUUGUAAAUAAGGCAUACUGAGUAUGAAACAAUGAACUCAGUGAAUGAAGUGAUGCGAAUGCCGGUGCGAGUCAUUCUUUGUACAUAAAUACAUAUAAAUGUACAUAAUCUAAAGUGCGCGCCAGAGUCAAGCCAUUAUCAAGAGCACAACAUGUAAACAAUUAACAUAAUAAUCAUUACAUUUUACCACAAACUGUAAAUAUUACAUGUGAGUAUCUAUCAUUUUAAUAGUAAAUUUUUAUACAAUGGCUUCAUACUUCCAAGAUUUUUUGUUCUUUAAAAAAAAAAAAAAAAAAAUGUGAUGGGAUGUGUGAUUUAGAAAGAAACAGCAUAAUGAGAAUAAACUUGUAGUUGAAUGCUGUUUAUAUCUGAAUACCAUAAAUUAAUCCAUAUGCCCAUUACUUUUGCAUCACCAUAUUUUACAUAUAAAUUCUCCUUAAAUACGAUAUAAUACGAUCACAAAUUCUAAAUAUUGUAUCGAUCUUAAUGUUUGAUCAUGGCUUGAUUUUGCUACCUGUCAAUGCUGUCAUACAACUCUGAAAUUCAAAUCACUUUUCAAAAAAAGGCAAGAUUAUCUUUUCUUUCUGUAAAGUGGUAAUAGAAACUUUUUUUAACUUAAUCCGAUUUUUUUACGAAAUUGUGAUUGAGCGUCAGAGGUUGUAAAAUUGACUAGUUUUAUAUAAUUAUUUUUUAUAAAUAACUGGCUGGUGGCAUUUAUCGAAGUUAGGGAUUCAAUGUAUGAUGUCUAUUGAAUAUUUAUGUGUCUAUUGUAAUUCAAAAUCGUUCCACCAAUUAAUGUAUGAGUAAUGAAAUUAUCUAGCAAAGAUUCUUUGUUACAUUUAAGACACAUUUUAGGUAAAAAUCUAUGAAUAUAAGCAAAAAAAAUGUACAUAAUAUAGCAUAAUAAUAAUAUAUCAUUUUCUGCAACAGAUAAAAAUAACUGCCAAAAUAUAAUAGAACAUCAUCAUGGAAUCCCUUUUUAUUCUUGGUUGUUCUCUUUGAUAUCUAUGUACACAUUAAUCGUAUAAGAAGCAAAAAAAAAAAAAAUAUAGAAGCAUGUAAAAAAUCAUUUUCCGUAAAAUAAAUUUGUAUUGUUAAUAUUCUCCUAUGAACAAAAAGAAGUGUACCACCAGCCAAGACGACCUAGGUUUAUGGAACGAAAUGUGUAUACAUUAAUAGGCAAUAGUAGAAUAUUUCAUAUUUGAAGCAAAAAAUUUCAAUGAGAGAUAUUAAUGAGAAGAAAAAGAUGAUGGUAAAACGGUUUGGAAUGCUUUUAAACUUAUAAUAUCAGUUUUGGCGGAUAUUUUGCUUUAACGAUAAGGAAACAAGAGAGAUGUCUUAUGACUUAUGAUUAAGGACUUGACUGCAAGGACAGAAAGAUUUAUAAAGAUUUAAAGUAUUUGAAAUUUCUCUUCAAUAUAAGUGUGGAACUAAAAAAACAUAAUUUUGAAUAUUCAUUUGGUAACACAACAAUACAUGUUUUUAUACGCGUAAAUCUACAAGAAACAACAAAUUAAAUUUAAAUUUUGAAUCGAUAGUAUAGUUCCAUAGUAAACAAUAUCAUUUAUAAAAAUUAUUCAAUUAUUAUAGAAUUAUGCAUAUUACUUAAAAACUUUGACUUUUAAUUUAUUUCGUAUAGAUGACAUAUUUAAAUAUAAUCAUAAUAAAACACUGAAUAUAUCUGAUACAAGGGUUCUACGUACUGACUUGUAUGCAUAUCAAAAUGAUAAAACGUGAAAUUUUUUCUCAUCCUUCAUUUUUAUUACCCGCCAAGCAUGUUUUUAGUAUAUACGAAGUAACGUGGUGGGUUUUGCACAAAAACAUUUUAUAUAAUUCUAUUCUAUUUAAAAAAAGAAAAAGAAAAAAAAAGAACAAAUGAUAUGCUGUGAAAAAAAAAAAUUAUUAAUUAUCUGACGUAUUAAAGUUCCUCUCUUGUGUCCGUUAUCCGAGCAUUAAUGCUGUGAUUUAGUAUUAUGGUAUUAAACGCAUUUAAAACCGUUUUUCCGUGCUGACACAAAUUAUAAUUUGAUACGUACGACGUUUCAAUAUUGGAAACAUGCCUGUAAAAGCGCGUACCAACGUGCAACAGCAUUGUCAAUCGAUUUACACUUUUUUGCCAGUUUGAGAAACGAAUGUGAUUUGAGAAACUCGUUAAUUGUAAAGGAAAUCUCGAAAACAAUCGAUUAUAUAGGCGCGCAUCGUAUCGUUGCAAGUAUCGAAUGUUAUGAUGCUUGGAACGAUAGGAAAAAAGCCUCGAUGGAAUAGAAAAUCAAUGUGCAAAACAUUCUUUACUACGUUGGGAUAUAAAUUCCAAAGUGGGGAGAAAAAAAAAUAGUUAACAAAAAUUGGCGGUGAUUUAUCGAGAUAAUUACGUAAGCGUUGUAUUUAUAACAGUUUAGAGAGAAACACUUGCAUAGUGUUUUUUCAUUGUGGCUCUAUCUUUUUACCGAUUAUACGUUUUUUUUUCCUCCCCCCCCUUUUUUUUCUUCAUAUGCGACGUUACUCGUAUUGUAAACGAAAAGAACGAAAAUAGAAAAACCAUUAAUUGGAUCACGAAUUUCGUACGAUAAAAUCGCAUAUGAAUUCCGUUCUAAUGUAAUAUUGUAAUCUUUUUUGUUUCUGUCUUUUUUAUUGUCUUUUUCUCUCUCUCUCUUUCUCUUUCUCUCUAUUUUUCCUCUUUUUCUCUCUUUCUUUCUUUCUCUCCCUUCUAUCUUUUUCUUUAUUUCUUCCUCUUUUUCUCUAUCUAUCGCUUUCUCUCUCUCUCUCUUUCUCUCUUUUUCUCUUCCUGUCUUCCUCUCUCUUUUUCUCUUCCUCUCUUCCUCUCUUUCUCUCUUAUAUUUUAUUAUUUUUUUCAUACGGGAACAUGUAAUUCAAUAAGUCGAACAGUAUUUCAAACACGUCAGUUUUGAAAAUCAGAAGAAUACUCUCCUACAUAUUCACCACAAAAUUUUACUUUUGUGUUAUAUAUGUUUGUUCGAUCACGGUUUUUUUUUUUUUUUUUUUCGUAAAGUUGUACAGACUAGGAAAGCAUUCAUAUUCUUGGUCUUACUGAAUUAUAAUUUAAAGCACCAUUAGAUCCGAUACUGGAAUCUAUAUUUUGUGAGAUAUAUUUUAAAUCAAUCUUUAAGGGAGUCAAGAAUGUAUUAAUAUAAGGGAAGAAAAGCGGGGAAAAAAAAUGUUCUUAAAAAACGUACUAUAUGAAAUUGUGCCUAAUAAUUUUACGUGUAUUUUGAUUACUCGAUAAUAACAUUAUUACAUACGCGCGUAUUUGUUUAACAAUUUUUUUUUUAUUUUUUCGCAAGUAUAUCAAACAUACGAUACGAAGACGAAAUAUGUUGUAAGAUAAUGCAAAAUCGUGAUUAAACACGCGAAUUAAUCGGAGCGAUCGAUUAUAAUGUUUAUCUUGACUCUUUUGAAAGACUGAUAUUCGUGUGAAAUAAAGGUAAUAAAUCUCAAGUAGCAGUUGGGUGAUAAAAAAAAAAAGAAAAAAAAUUGCUAAAUGCAAUGCUAUGCGUAUAGACUGAAGGAAUGGAAAAUAUAUAUAUUUGUUUUGUUCUAUAGUUAAAACUGAGUAAUGAGUAAUUUUAACAUUAACGUUACGUCAUAAUACACGUUGUACAUGAAAUUCGAAUCUUCGAAAACCGUAGGAUAUACAUGUACCACGUAUACACGUACAUGUAUCUUUCUUUGGAACGUGCGAGGAUCGAUUGUACAAAACGAUCAUAGUAACUUUGUUCUUUACCAUCUUGCGGGUAUUCCCUCAUGUCUGACGCAUAGAUGUAGUGUAUCCAAGUUGAAGUUCCUAUGCCUCAUCUUGGAGAAGGAAAUACCAUUGAUGUGAAAAACAAUUUGCGAGGGGCACGAUGUAAAAGUGCUAUGAUGGGAAAGCGAUGCGUAACAUCUGGAUUCGGGAAAUAUAUAUUAGAGAAACCCUUUUGACCAUCCUGAAAGGGUUUUUAAUCAUUUUUAAAUAUGUACGAUUCGUUUCGUAUUUAAUGAAGGGAAUAAUGAAAAUCGUUAACCUUCGUUCAAUUACAUUCAAUGCAUUGGUUUCGAUUCGAACGAGCUGCUGGACGCUAUAAAAUAAAAAAAAAAAAAAGAAAAAACAUACAUACAUUUCAGCAAUAGAGGAAGAACAUUAUUUGAUCUCGAGUAAACAUCAGAAAAAUAUUUUGUAGUUUCACGCGGCUCGUUUUAUAACGUUGGAAUAACAUCUCCAACGAUCCGUGCAGAAAUUAUUAAAAACAAGAAAGGAUGAAAGAUAAAAAAAAAAAAAAAGAAAAAGAAAAAAAAAGAUAGUAAGAAAAAUUCAGAAAAACACAAAAAGUACCGUCGAUAUUCUAUUUGACAAUUAUCGUAACUUAUUUCCAAAAAUCUUGUUUUUACUUCUUUAUAAAUAGUAUCUGAACGUUAAAGUAAUACUCGACGACGGUACGUAGAAACGCAUAUUUUUCAAAAUUACACACUAUUUUUUUCGUAUUUGUGAACAAUUCGAGAAAUAUUUUGUGACGCGUUUAAAUUGGUUUAUCCUUUGACAAAAAAAAAAAAAAAAUGAAAAAGAAAAAGAAAAGAAAAAAAAAAAAUUCGAAAUAAGAAUUCUCUUUGUAAAUGCAACUGGAACAAUAUCAUACAUUUGUUUUACAAUGUUUUAUAUAGGAAUACGUACACUUUCUAAGAUCUUAUGAUUUUACAAAAGCAAUAAAUGGCAUGCAUUAUAAAACAAAUGUAUGAUAUUGUUCCAGUUGCAUAAAUUAAAAGACUAAAAGAAAAAAAAUCACAAAAAAAAAAAAAAGAAAAAUUAUAAGAAAAAAUCGUAUGAUCUCUGCAUGAUCGUAUGUGUUGGUCGAAUGUUUUUUGUAUCUGAAAUUUUUAAGCAUUUCUGUAACUUGAAAAUCCUCCUCCCUCUCUCUGUUAUGUUGUUAUGUACGUUCGAUGAUAUGCAAAUUAUGCGAAAGCAAAAUCAAAGAAAAAGCAAAAAGGAGAAAUUAUUCCAGGAACGUAAAUUGUUUAUUUCUCAAUUGUAAAGAUAGAUUUUGUGUCUGAAUUAUGAAAAGAACCUUUUUUAUUUGUUUUUUAUUUCUCCAAAGCACAGAUUCGAUUUGAUGAAAAAGAAAAAAAGAAAUAAUAAAAUUAAAACGCAUGUCAAUUUGUUUUCAAAAGGAACAAAAUAGCAAAGAAAAUUUGGUCCUUAAUAAAAUUUCCGGUUCAAUAUA